This is a messenger RNA of Drosophila virilis, 4161 nucleotides long. RefSeq names its product forkhead domain 59A (gene fd59A). Gene Ontology annotation, biological process: cell differentiation; regulation of transcription by RNA polymerase II; anatomical structure morphogenesis. Lineage: Eukaryota; Metazoa; Arthropoda; Insecta; Diptera; Drosophilidae. Gene Ontology annotation, molecular function: DNA-binding transcription factor activity, RNA polymerase II-specific; RNA polymerase II cis-regulatory region sequence-specific DNA binding. The record is from RefSeq and is a predicted model, not a curated record.
CCAAAUAAAAGAAACGGGAGAAUUCGAAAUUCUCAUUCUUCUAGCAAAAGACAAUACUUAUAUUAGCUAAAAUUCAUAUCUAGUUAACUUUUUUCACCCUUUCUCCCUCUUAUUGUCUCUUUAUCGGCCUUCUUUCUCAAACUCUCUCUGCCUCUCCAAUACCUUAAACGCCUUUCUAUGCGAUUUUCAUAUUCUUUAGUAAUGCCUUUGUAUAAUGAAAUAGUAACAGUAUAAGCUAUCAAUAUUGUCAAUUAUUUAAUACUACUAAACAAAAUUUAGACUAUGUCAAAAGAACAGUUAGCUUUGUUGCAUUGCAGAAACAUUUGCAAACUCGAUAGUGCUUAUCAAAUAAAUCCAAUUUUUGUGGGCUAUUCGUUAUUUAAGUCGUCUUAGCUGAACGUAUAACCGAAAUCUGUCCUUUUCCCAUGUUUUAUGGCGCCAUUUUCAGUUCUGUUUAGUCAUCGGAAUAGAACUGGAAAAUCACAUUUGUAAUAAUUGCCAUUAAAGCGGCAUCCAAAUCAAUGGCUUUUGAGAAGCGCUCGUUUAUUACUUCUUUGAAAUUGAAACUCGGAGUUUGCUUGGAUGUCCAUCUGAGCUCGUAAAAAGACAAAGGAAAUCCGCAAUAAAUUUACCACAACUGGAUUGCACAACGGCAGCGAGUCCUUUCCCAAACCCAAUAAAGCUUGCCUUAGACGAACACACAUACACACACACACACAAGUCACACACAUAGAGACGUAUACAAAGGCAGAGCGGGGGGCGUUACCACGCCCAUAACGUUGACUAAAAAUCAGUGAUUUGUAAGUGUAGCCAAGUGAUUUUGAUUUUUUUUUUUCGGAUAGCGAAUGGGAAGCGACGGGAAAUGGGAAUAGGAAAGAUGGGUUGAGCAAAAGAAAAUAGAAUAAUGAAAAUCAUGCAAGGGGAAAGAAACGAUAUCAAUAUUGUCCUGUCAAGCGAGGGGAUAGGGGGGGCGGGGGCGGAUGGAGCUGCCAGCCACCAUUAUUGUUUAGCUACGAUAGUGUCUGUAUGUGUGUGUGUGUGUGUGUGUUUGUGUGCCAGCAACUUCCGCAAAACUGAAAACUAAUUUGAACAAAGUACAACAAAUAAAACUGACUACUGAAUGUUUAAUUUGAAAAGGGAAGAAAGCGAACGGCAGCAACAGCAACAGCAACAACAACAGCAGCAACAAUAAUGUCUAACAACUAGAGAACAAAAACAGCGAAAAUGAAAAAGAGAAAUAAUGCACACACACACACACACACACACACACACACAUACAUAUACAAAAUACCCCCCAAUUGUGUUAAGGAUGUUGCGAAAAUGGCGCAUUGGCUGCGAGCGAGGGACGCGGGUGCGGCGGGGUACUCAAACGAACUGAGCUGAAACGAGAACGAGAACGCCCGACAUACGGUUAGAAAAACAUUCGCACAUAAAAAUGCUAACAUUUGAACGAGAGCGCAUACUAGUACAGCACGCACACGCACACACACACACAUAAUAAGGCAGCAAGUGUGUGAGUGUGUGUGCGUGCGAGUGCGGCUGACAUAAUGAAACAUUAUUAAGAGCCACGACGUCAACGCUGCAAAAGGUAUCUAAAUUUGAGAAAAUGUUGCCCAUAGUCAGCAUGUAGGCGAGCGCGGGUAGCGCAACGGAGGGGCACGCCAUGAGUUUUGGCUUCUGCAGUCGCUGGCGUCGACGUCGCCUGCCAAUUUGCGUCCGCGCCCGCGUUACACAAUGGUUGGAGAGGAAAACACAAAUAUCACAUUUACAGCAAGCAGCACUCCACCAUUUUAUGUUAUUACGUUGUCGUAUGGGUGUGUGUAUGUGUGUGUGUGUGUGUGUGUGCGAGAGCGACUGCCUCGGCCCCUGCCUAGCCCCUGGCUCCUGAUUGGGGGUGCGUAGAUUGGUUUACAAUCUCAGUCAUCCCCUGCUGAGAGCAGACGCAAAGCCUAUCUCCAUCUCGCUCUGGCAUGAACGGUUCUGCUGACUGCGCUGACGCUGGCGCCGACUGCGCUGCUGAUGCUGCUGGCGUUGACGGCAGCAAUGUCGACAACGACAACGACAACGACAACGACUACGGCUGCUGCGACAGCGACGACGACGUCGACAGUAGAAUCACAGUUAUUCGAGAUACGAAAACAUAGCAGCGCCGACAAAAGCUCAUGGAAGCGAGAGCGGCAGCGGUUUUGGAUAAAUAAAUGUUUGAGUUAUGUAGAAAAACAUUUCGGGCGAGAAGAUUUUCGUUUUCGUUGCGAUUCAGUUAACAUUUGGCAAAAGGAUUCCGCCUAAAACAGACAAACCGACGGAUGACGCGUCAGACCAAGUCGCAAAGUCGUAACUGUGACAAGUUUCCAACUCGAGUUCAAUACAAGCGGAAACGGUAAAUGCAACGGUAACGGAAUCGGAAGUCGCGUUGCACAGUUAAAAUUCGUGUUGAGAAAUAUCUAAGAAAAUCAAGUGAAAAAAAGCGCAUUAAUCAGUUCCUGAGAAAUAGUCAAACAAGUGUUACGUCCUAUUUAUAAGUUAAGCACUUCAUUAGCAUAAAUAAAUACGCUACAAAUACAAAUACAACUACAAAUACAAGGACAGCUCAGUUUGGUGCAGUGUACAAGAUAGUUAGAGAAUUGUAAGAUCUAAACAUCAAAGGCAUGCACACCAGCACGGAUCCCAUGCACGCCCUGCACGACUGCGCCUCCCAGUCCCCCCCACCGCACAAGGGCCAGCGCGGCGGCGUCGCAGCCUCGCGAGCCGCCGCCGCCGCUGCGGAUGAAAUGUCCAUGAUCUGCGAUGACAGCGAUUUUGAGUCCACGCCCGCCGGCGGCGGCAGCAGCAGCGGCGAUAACAACAACAGCAGCGGCGGCAACGUCAACGGCGGCGCUGGCACCGGCGGCCCCUUGGUGAAGCCGCCGUACUCCUACAUUGCCCUGAUCACCAUGGCCAUACUUCAGUCGCCGCACAAGAAACUCACACUCAGUGGAAUAUGUGAUUUCAUCAUGUCCCGUUUUCCGUACUACAAGGACAAGUUCCCAGCUUGGCAGAACUCCAUUCGCCACAAUCUCAGUCUGAACGAUUGUUUUAUCAAAGUGCCGCGCGAGCCGGGCAAUCCGGGCAAGGGCAAUUUCUGGACACUGGAUCCCCUGGCCGAGGACAUGUUCGACAAUGGCAGCUUCCUGCGCCGACGGAAGCGGUACAAACGUGCGCCAGCCAUGCAGCGCUUCUCGUUUCCCGCCGUCUUUGGGACACUGUCGCCGUUCUGGAUACGGAAGCCGGUGCCGCUGGUGCCGGUGCACUUCAAUGUGCCCAACUUCAAUGGGAGUCGCGACUUUGAUGUGAUGCACACGCCCAGCGAUGUGUUCGACACGGCGCUGCGUGUGGAUAAAAAAUUCAAUUUCUUUGCCAAUGCGGAGGCUUCAUUCUACCAGAACAACAGCGAGAAGUUCGAUCGUCUGUCGUUCAUCAACCGCCGAACGGAGCCCGUGGACCCACUGCCUCCAGCCAGCAGCGGCAGCGCCGCCGGCGAUGCCAGCAGAGCCAACAAGUACAAAAAUCCUUAUGCGUUCGAUGUGUCCGCCGCUGCGGCUGGCCUUGGUGCAGCCGAAUAUGCCGAGCGAGCCAACUAUACGGAUCUCAAUGUGUACAACGAUGAAGUGGAUGGGGAGGGGGACGGGGAGGGAGACGAUACGUCGUGCGAUAAAAUUGAUGUGGAAAGCGCCAAUGAGCACGAACAGGAUUCGCAUAUAUCGGACUCCGUGGAUUCGGUGUGCACAAAUCCCAAUCGUUUAGAUGUGGCCACAGAGGCCAUUACACGCGAUCCAGAUCCCGAGCCGGAGCGCAAUUCGCCCUAUGCGAUGCUCUUCGAUCAGACGGAGGCAUCCAACAGUUCGCUCGCGAUUACGUCCAGUCCCAAGGUGGCCAUGCACAGGAACACACUCACCAGGACGACCUUGCUGCACAUGAACAGUGAGCCCGCCAAUCUGAGAUGCGCCAGACAGACCAUGGCCAAGGACUUUCGCAUCGAGACGCUCAUCGGACACGGGCACAGCGAUGGUGCGGCCAGUGAUUAGUUAGUUCAGCCGGGACGGAACGGUGCGCCAUCUGCUUGUGUAUAUUAAAGUGAUUUCAGUUACGAUUACGAUCUAAGCAUAUUUUAACACCUCGUCU